CGAUGAUUUUACGUCAAACGUGUUUGUCAAGUGAAACCGGCGAUCGAAGCAUUUAUUAGAAAAAUAGCUGAAUACUUGCAUAAAAUAAGAUUUUAAAUACAAAAACAGGGAAUCCUCUGAUUCAGUAGGUUAUAGAAAUGUAUCUUCGUGCAUUACUCCUAUUAUCACUAAGUACACUAUGUCUGAGCAACACUUUGCAAGGCACCAUAGACCUGAAGCGACUGCAGACUAUUCUCCAAGAUAAUAUAAAAAGUAAAGAGAUCACAUCUCUGUACUACUCUAUUAAAGGUUUAGUGCAAUUAAAUGCUAACAUUCCUAACAUUUGUGAGGAUCUCAAAACAGUGAAAUAUGAUCCAAGCAAUAUUGAACAAGUAUUCCAACUGGCAAAUGCUGCUCAUAUAUCCAACUGCCUCAACUCAUUGAAGCCAGAUAUUUUGUCAGCGGCAACACAAGUGUUGGACAAGAAGGAUGCUACCAUUCCUGAGAUAUAUCAUGCAGUUUACACCCUGAAGGCUCUUGGCAAGGGUACAGUUUAUGAUAAAGAGGAUGCUCUGAAGAAUCUGAUUCAAUUGUUGAAGAAAGACGACUCUCCUGCCAACUAUGCCUACGUGUUCGCGCUGUGUGAGCACAUGGGUUGCGGCGCGUGGACCGCCACUCACGCGGAGGGCGUGCUGCUGGCCGCCGACGAGAGCGACAGCAAGGCGCUGCACUUCGAGGGGGGACUGCCUGUUACCUCCAACCUGCUUACCACUAUCUCCAGGACUUACAGAGGCCAGAAGAAGCCUUCCCCUCUGAGUGAGGAGCAGAGAUACAAGUUCGCCGAGUACCUGUUGUCGCGCCGCUCCGUUAACACACCGAAGGGCGCCUGUCUGCUGCUCGAAGCCGCUACUGCUCUGGCUGACGAUGUGCCUUCUCCAAUCAGUAUCACUAUCAAGGGAAAGAAGUACAUCACAUCAGAAUCUGAUUCAAUUGAGUUCUCCAUCACCGAUUUGAUAGGCCGCCCAGUGCGUUUCCUCAAGGCUGAAGAAGUGGUCGCACAGUCCGGCACCCGUCUCGCUGACGACGUCGUAGUCCUCUCUAAACAACCUUUAACACAGAAAGCCAAUGAACCUACAACUUUCGUCCUUAACCUCAGCAAGAUUAAGGCUCAGUAUGGUUUGUACAAGAUCGCACUGAGUGCUGCAUCCAAAACAGCCAAUGUGAAUGUUGCGGUUUUGGGCGAGAUCCAAGUAAGCACAGUUGAGGUCGGCAUCGGCGAUGUUGAUGGAACUACCAGCCCUAAAGUUACUACUGUAGCACACCCCAAUAAGUUGACUGAAAAGCUACAGGCUGACCAUUUGCAAAAGGUGACCCUGAAGUUUACGGUGAAAGACAAGUGGAACAAGCCGGUGUUGGUGCAGCAAGCCUUCGUUCGUGUCGCCUCUGCUAACGAUGACCACGAGACCAUCUUCGUAGCUGAACCCGAUAACACCAAGGCUUACAAAGUUGAACUUAACGUGGGCGGCAUCGCCAAACACCUGAACUAUCAGUCGGGAGCGUACUCGCUGACGAUGUACCUCGGCGACAGCGCCGUGUCCAACCCCAUCGCGUGGCCUGUCGGGGAAGUGCUCUUCAACUUCGGGAACCAAGUAGCUGCUGCCGUUGAGCGCAAGCCGGCAGUCCGCGGGCCGCUGGCGAGCAUCUCGCACGUGUUCCGGUCCCCGGAGGCGCGGCCGGCGCGCGUGGUGUCGGACGUGUUCGCGGCCGCCUGCGCCGCGCCGCUGCUGCUGCUGCUGCUGCUCUGGGCCAGGCUCGGACUCAACUUCUCCAACUUCCCUCUCACACCCAGCGCACUCAUCUUCCAUCUCGCUCUCGGAGCGUCCCUGGGCCUGUACGGCGUGUUGUGGCUGCAGCUGUCCAUGUUCGACACGGUCCGCUACCUGGUCCCGCUGGGCGCGCUCACGUUCCUGUCGGGCCACCGCCUGCUGCGCCGCCUCGUCAAGGACAAGGCGCACUCGCGCUAAUCACCACACUACACUUUAACCACAAGUUACAUUCGCCACCCUAGGUUAUGUGGACAAACUAUUCAGAAUAUUCUUGUGAAUGGCGGGUAUUUGUUAUGGUAGUUCGUGUGCUUGUGAUAUUUAAGUCUGAUAAAAAUCUAGGUUUAUAACGAGUACGAUACUUACAGAUAAGUUUUAUUACCCUUUUGUGAGAAAGUGAGAUAGCAUUACAUUAAUUACUUUACAAAUAAAUGAUCAGACGAAUGGAUAUUUUCCAAUUACCAUGGUAAUCUAAAUAGUUUGUUCUAGUAAACAGUAACUUGCGCACUAAGAUUUAUUUUAUUAGAUAUAAUUUAUAGACUUGUUAUUGCAAUUUAUUUCCAAUGAGUUAUGCAAGAGAUGUGUGACAGUGUGAAGCAACGAAUCAUGUUCAGGCAAUUGAAUUCAAUCAGCACUGUCCUUAAAAUGUCUCCAGAAUAAGUAUCAUACUAGAAUAAUUGAAUGUGUGGAAAAUUACUGAUUUCACUUUAGUUGUUCCUGUAAUUUAGGAACUCUGCUGAUGUAGCAACAAACAAGA
Molecule: messenger RNA, 2559 nt
Organism: Trichoplusia ni (cabbage looper)
Lineage: Eukaryota; Metazoa; Arthropoda; Insecta; Lepidoptera; Noctuidae
Gene: OstDelta
Product: dolichyl-diphosphooligosaccharide--protein glycosyltransferase subunit 2
Exons: 10
Coding region: 138-2003 (621 amino acids)
Biological process (GO): protein N-linked glycosylation
Cellular component (GO): oligosaccharyltransferase complex; membrane
Source: RefSeq, a predicted model, not a curated record